AUGACUACAGCCGCAGUUUUCGGUUGCACCGGCGCCGUCGGCUCCAAGAUCUUGGAGGGCCUUCUCUCAUCAGAGGCCUUCUCAUCCGUCAAGACCGUCUCAAGGCGGGCACCACCCUCGCAGUCAGCCAAGCUUGAGGCAGUCGUCGAGACCGACUCGUCAAAAUGGGGCGGUCUGAUCUCGACCCUGAGCCCCAAGCCAUCCGUGGUCUUCAACGCCGUGGGUACCACACGCGCCGCCGCAGGUGGGAUCCAGAACCAGUGGAAGAUCGACCAUGACCUCUGCAUCGAGAACGCCAAGGCUGCGAAGGAGGCGGGGGUGAAGACCUAUGUCUACAUCUCUAGCGCAGGGACUCGAGGGCUGCUGUCCGGCUACGUGCCGUACUCCAAGAUGAAGGUUGGGGUUGAAGACGCCAUCAAGGCGCUCGACUUUGAGCAUGCCAUCAUCCUGCGGCCGGGCGCGAUCCUCGGGGAGCGAGAGAAGCCCAAGAACAAGAUGUUCGAGGACCUGAUGGGGAGCCUGCACAGAGUCAGCCAGGGGCUACAGGACGCCUUCGGCCAAGACCAGAAGUUCAUUGGAAGAGCUGCAGUAGCAGCUGCGCGUGCUGCCGAGGAGGGCAAGGCCCCGUCCAAGUUCUGGUGCGUGGAACAAGCAGAAAUCCUGAAACUCGGCAGAGAUGAGUGGAAGGAGUAA
This is a messenger RNA of Diaporthe citri, 693 nucleotides long. RefSeq lists its product as uncharacterized. The coding region runs from base 1 to 693 and encodes 230 amino acids. Gene Ontology annotation, biological process: import into nucleus. Gene Ontology annotation, cellular component: cytoplasm. The record is from RefSeq and is a predicted model, not a curated record. NCBI's taxonomy places the organism in Eukaryota, Fungi, Ascomycota, Sordariomycetes, Diaporthales, Diaporthaceae. The transcript has 2 exons.